GCCAGUGUCAGUCUGACUCAGUCAGUCGGUCCUCUGAAAUCCUAUGCACGCCAUCCCCCGUGUGAUUAGCACGUCUCCUCCCUUCUCUCUCUGCGUUUGUGUCUCCCGCAGGCCCGCCUCCGCUGCUUCAUCUGCGGGGAAAGUAGAGACGCAGCACGUAUCGAGUGGAUGAGCCUUCAAUUCAAAACGACGGACACACAUUCUCAAAAGGCAGCCUGCCUUUGUGCCCCAUCCGCCCUUCCUCACCACCAAAAGGAGAGAUCCAAGGGCUCAAUGCUGUCGGAUCCUUGAUGUCCGCCUCGUUGUCGUGCGGCAAAAGGGGAGAGAGGACGCCAAGAUAUAAAAUGUAGACAGGGAUAGAAGAGACCUGCAGACACACACCGGCACAGAAAUGAUGGAGACAUGGUCGGGCUGGGGAUGCUGGUGCUACGGCUGGACUCUAACCAAGGGGGUAACCCGUGAAGCCUAAACUCGUUUUCUCCGUACCUGUGUGUUUCUGUUUGUGUGUAGAGAUACUGUCACUUUGAGUGAAGAGCUCUCUGUCCCGUGCUGUUUGAUCUUGACUAGCGGCAAUUCCUUCGAUACCAAACACCAAACACUGCAAGCUCAAGUGUUGAUGCUUCACAGCCUGAAUGACCACUCCGGCUACGUAGCUUUUGCAGAGAGCCGGGAAGUCAACUGCGAAAAAAAAGGAGACUCAUGGCGAGAGACGGGAUGCAAGCUUGCAUUGGGGGCUUCCCUUCCCUUCCCCCCUCGACGGCGUGAAGGCUCAAUGUGAUGUUGCUCCUGAUCCACCCUUCUUGCUUUCCUACUUCCCUACCUCAU
Messenger RNA from Vitrella brassicaformis, 825 nucleotides. NCBI's taxonomy places the organism in Eukaryota, Vitrellaceae. The record is from the annotation of a GenBank genome assembly.